AUGUCUCCUUUGAUCAUCCAACGGCCCGACUCCUCAAUAGAACUGAGACAUACUCCUUCGCUAGCUUCAGUAACUGAGAGUUAUGACGAUACGCUCCGAUUUUACCUCAAUGGAAUCAAAGUCGUGCUGGAAAAUCCCGAUCCUGAGGUUACACUGUUGGAAUAUCUGAGGGGCGUUGGACUUACGGGGACGAAACUGGGAUGCGCUGAAGGGGGAUGUGGUGCUUGUACAGUGGUUAUUUCACAACUUAAUCAGACAACGAAACAGAUAUAUCAUGCAUCUGUCAAUGCUUGUCUCGCACCGCUCGUUAGCGUGGAUGGGAAACAUGUCAUCACCGUGGAGGGUAUAGGAGAUGUGAAAAGCCCGCAUGCGGUUCAGCAAAGAAUGGCUGUUGGAAACGGUAGCCAGUGUGGGUUUUGUACUCCCGGUAUUGUCAUGAGUCUAUAUGCACUGCUCCGUAACGACCCUGUGCCUUCAGAGUUUGCGAUUGAAGAAGCAUUCGAUGGCAACCUUUGCCGCUGCACAGGAUACCGCUCUAUCCUCGAUGUCGCGCAAUCGUUUUCUUGUGGCAAAGCAACCGCAAAUGGCGGUUCAGGCUGCUGCAUGGAAAAAAUUUCAGGAGGUGACUGUAAAGAUAGGAUGGUUGCGGACGGUACAACCACCGCCGAGAGAACGUUCGAUUCGCCAGAUUUCAUCCCCUACAGUCCUGGUAGUGAAUUAAUUUUCCCACCUUCAUUGCAUAAAUUUGAGUUCAAACCGUUGACCUUUGGAAACAAGAAAAAACGGUGGUAUCGCCCUGUUACCCUGCAACAAUUGCUGGAAAUUAAGGAUGCUUGUCCGUCUGCCAAGAUUAUAGGUGGCAGCACCGAGACGCAAAUUGAGACCAAGUUCAAAGCUAUGAAAUACGUCGAUUCAAUAUAUGUCGGAGAUAUCCCGGAGUUGAAACAGUACGCUAUGACGGACGAUUACUUGGAAUUGGGGGCAAAUGUUUCCUUGACGGAUUUGGAGACUAUAUGCGACGAAGCGGUUAAGAGGUAUGGUCCGAUUAAGGGUCAGGCGUUUGUCGCAAUCAAGAAGCAAAUCAGGUACUUUGCUGGAAGGCAGAUUCGGAAUGUUGCGUCGCCUGCGGGAAAUAUAGUGACUGCUUCACCGAUAUCCGACCUAAAUCCAGUGUUUGUUGCUACCAACACGGUCCUGGUUGCAAAGUCUCUGGAAGGAGACACAGAAAUUCCCAUGGGCGAGUUCUUCAAGGGAUAUCGAUCUACAGCCUUGGCACCCAAUGCUGUCGUGGCGUUGGUGCGAAUUCCCGUGGGCCAGGAAUCUGGGGAAUAUCUCCGUGCAUACAAGCAAUCAAAGAGGAAGGAUGAUGAUAUUGCCAUUGUUAAUGCUACUUUACGGGUGUCACUUUCAGAUUCUAAAACCGUGACAAGCGCGAAUCUAGUAUAUGGCGGGAUGGCCCCGACAACAGCCCCUGCUAAGCAGACUCAGGCUUAUCUCCUGGGAAAAGACUGGACUGAUCUAGCCACCCUCGAGGGUGCAAUGGAUGCUUUGGAAAGGGAUUUCAUUCUUCCAUCAUCAGUUCCAGGAGGGAUGCCAACUUAUCGCAAAACUCUUGCACUCGGGUUUUUUUACCGCUUCUAUCAUGAUGUCCUCUCCAAUCUCAAAGGGGCUGCUGUUGACGAGGAAGUAAUUCCGGAAAUCGAAAGAGAGAUAUCUUCAGGCCGGAAGGACCAUGCGGCUGCUGAGGCAUAUGAAAAGAAAAUUCUUGGAAAGGAGGUUCCACAUGUCUCUGCUUUGAAGCAAACUACUGGCCUGGCACAGUACACGGACGACAUACCUCCACAACACAAUGAACUAUAUGGAUGUCUUGUCCUUUCCACCAAGGCUCGGGCAAAAUUAAUCAGGGUCGAUUUCCAACCUGCUUUAAAUAUACCUGGUGUUGUCGAAUACGUCGAUCACACGUGUCUACCGAACCCAGAAGUCAAUUGGUGGGGCCAUAGAUCUGACGAACAAUUUCUCGCAGUUGAUGAAGUUUUCACGGCAGGUCAGCCCAUUGGUAUGGUUCUAGCUUGUUCCGCCAGAAUUGCCGAAGCUGGCUCGCGAGCUGUCAGGAUUGAGUACGAAGAGUUACCUGCCGUUCUAACCAUUGAGGAAGCGAUCGAAGCAAAGUCCUUCUUCGACCAUCAUAAGCCGUAUAUUCAGAAUGGGGAUCCAGAGGCAGCGUUCGCCGCAGCAGAUCAUGUUUUCACUGGGGUUUCGAGAAUAGGUGGACAAGAACAUUUCUAUCUGGAAACUCAGGCGUGCGUGGCUAUCCCUAAGCCAGAGGAUGGUGAGAUGGAGAUUUGGAGUAGUACACAGAAUCCUAAGGAGACGCAAGAGUAUGUUGCCAAAGUCACUGGCGUUGCAUCAAACAAGAUUGUAUCGAGAGUGAAACGACUGGGUGGUGGGUUCGGAGGGAAAGAAUUCAGAUCAAUCCAAUUAGCUGCUAUUUGUGCCGUGGCUGCCUCAAAAACUAAGCGUCCUGUCCGUUGCAUGUUAAAUCGUGAUGAGGAUAUUGUCACAUCGGGCCAGCGACACCCGUUCCUCUGCCACUGGAAAGUAGGCGUGUCGAAAGAAGGCAAAUUAUUGGCGCUGGACGCUGAUGUUUAUGCCAAUGCAGGCCACACGCUGGACCUUUCUGCUGCAGUUGUUGAUCGAUGCCUAUCACAUAUUGAUGGUGUCUACAGAAUUCCAAAUGUUCAUGUUCGUGGACAUGUGUGCCGUACAAAUACGGUGUCUAAUACUGCAUUCCGGGGUUUUGGUGGCCCUCAGGGGCUGUUUUUUGCGGAGACCUAUAUGUCAGAGAUUGCAGACCAUUUAAACAUCCCGGUAGAAAAGCUUCAAGAGAUGAAUAUGUACAAGCGUAGUGACAAAACGCAUUUCAAUCAGGAACUUGAUAACGAUUGGUAUGUACCACACAUGUAUCAACAGGUCAUGGUCGAGGCCGACUAUGAUUCGCGGCGCGCUGCAAUCACGGAAUAUAACCGGACACACAAAUGGUCCAAAAGAGGACUUGCAAUCGUGCCAACCAAAUUCGGUAUCUCUUUCACAGCUGCCUUCCUGAACCAAGCUGGUGCUCUGGUGCAUCUGUACAAUGACGGAAGUGUCCUCGUUGCACAUGGAGGUACCGAGAUGGGUCAAGGCCUCCACACCAAAAUCACCAUGAUUGCCGCAGAAGCACUUGGAGUCCCUCAAUCCGACGUCCACAUCUCUGAAACGGCUACCAAUGCCGUGGCCAACACUUCCCCUACAGCAGCCUCCGCAAGCUCUGACCUCAACGGCUAUGCUGUCUUCAACGCUUGUGAACAGCUCAACCAGCGCCUCCAGCCUUACAGAGAGAAAAUACCCAACGCAACUAUGAAACAGCUUGUGAAUGCAGCAUACCUUGACCGUGUAAACCUGUCUGCCAAUGGGUUCUACAAGACUCCUGAAAUAGCGUACAAGUGGGGCGAGAACAAGGGCCUAAUGUUCUACUACUUCACCCAGGGCGUGACCGCUGCGGAGGUUCACAUUGACACGUUGACAGGUGACUGGACACCUCUUCGAGCAGAUAUCAAAAUGGACGUGGGACGGAGUAUAAAUCCUGCUAUCGACUACGGACAGAUCGAGGGCGCUUUUAUCCAGGGUCAGGGCCUAUUCACGACCGAAGAAAGCCUCUGGCACCGUGCUUCUGGCCAGCUUUUCACCCGUGGGCCCGGCACGUAUAAAAUCCCCGGCUUCAGAGAUAUCCCUCAAGUAUUCAACGUGAGUUUGCUUAAGGAUGUGCAGUGGGAGAAUCUGCGGACGAUUCAGCGAUCCCGGGGUGUAGGCGAGCCGCCCUUGUUCAUGGGCAGUGCUGUCUUCUUUGCGAUUCGCGAUGCGUUGAAGGCAGCACGGAAGCAGUGGGGGGUUGAGCAUGUGUUGAGCUUGGUUAGCCCGGCGACACCGGAGCGCAUUCGGAUUAGCUGCUGCGAUCCGAUUGUGGAGAGGAGUCGGGUGGAGGAUAAGGGGGAUGGGUUUUUUGUUGCUAUUUAG
Molecule: messenger RNA, 4053 nt
Organism: Paracoccidioides lutzii Pb01
Product: aldehyde oxidoreductase
Exons: 4
Coding region: 1-4053 (1350 amino acids)
Molecular function (GO): 2 iron, 2 sulfur cluster binding; molybdopterin cofactor binding; oxidoreductase activity
Source: RefSeq, a predicted model, not a curated record